Molecule: messenger RNA, 3379 nt
Organism: Rhineura floridana
Lineage: Eukaryota; Metazoa; Chordata; Lepidosauria; Squamata; Rhineuridae
Gene: PDZRN4
Product: PDZ domain containing ring finger 4
Exons: 10
Coding region: 218-3379 (1053 amino acids)
Molecular function (GO): protein binding
Source: RefSeq, a predicted model, not a curated record
UUCGAGGGAAUACGGCAGCAUCCGAGGAACUGGCGAGCAGCUCGAAACUUCAAGGCAAACAAACUACGACCGGCGAUCUCCCCUUCCCGCUCCAGCCCCACUUUACGUUUUCUCCGCCUCCUUCCCGUGGCUUGGAGUCGCGAGCUCAAGAAGACGGCAACGGAGGGAGGGCGCAGCCGUGAUUGCAUCCCUUAAACUUUCCCCUCGCCCUCCUGCCAUGGGUCUCGACGCGGAUCGCUUUGCGGAGCCGGUGGACCCGGCGCUGAAGUGCAAGCUCUGCGGCCAAGUGCUGGAGGAGCCCCUGUCCACCCCAUGCGGGCACGUCUUCUGCGCCGGCUGCCUCCUGCCGUGGGCGGCGCGGCGACGGCUGUGCCCUUUGCGGUGCAAGCCCAUCUCCGGCCAGGAGCUGCACCGGGUGCUGCCCCUCGAGAACCUCGUGCUGCGCCUGGCCGCCAAGUGCGACUACAGCGCGCGGGGCUGCCGCCGGCGCGUGCCGCUCCAUCAGCUUGCGGCGCACGUCGAGAGCUGCGACUACAGUCCGGCCGGGUGUCGCCGCCUCCGCGAGGUGCUGCUGCUGGAGGAUCUCCACAUGCGCGAGAGCAUCUGCCAGGUGAAGGGCUGUGGAGGAUGGCAAGAGCCGCAGCCGCUGCAGCCAGGAGAGGAGGCGCGCUGUGGCGCCGGCGACGAGGGGAGCGCGGGCUGUUGCGCGCGUGCGGUGCGCACCCGGCGGAGCGCUGACGCCCGGCUGGAGUCGGCGGCCAAAGGGCGGGCCCUGCAGUGGUGCGUGAGGGAGGCGACGCUGCUGGGCCAGCUGGCGGCGCUGCGGAGCGAGGUGCAGCUGACGGCGCUCAGGUACAGGCAGAAAUUCAAACAGUACGUCAGUCAUCUCAGCAGCAUCGCCGGGAACCACGACCUCAGUGAGGAAGGAGAGCCUAAGCUCUUAACCAUCAUGUUACACAGAAAAAACAAAACUCUGGGAUUUAAUAUUGUUGGAGGACAAGCUAACCAGGGCAAUCAGGUGGAAUCUGCAGAAGGAAUUUAUGUGUCUAGAAUUGUGGAAAAUGGACCUGCUGAUAAAGCAGAUGGUAUUCAAAUUAAUGACAAGAUCAUAGAGGUCAAUGGAAAAGAUCUGUCCAAAGCCACUCAUGAAGAGGCAGUGGAAGCUUUUCGGAAUGCAAAAGAGCCCAUUGUGGUCCAGGUACUACGGAGAGCACCUCUGAUAAAAACACCUGGGAGCUCACAGGAUGUUCGGCUCAUGGAUGCGAGCACACAGACAGAUAUUACAUUUGAGCACAUUAUGGCUCUGGCCAAGCUAAGACCAACCACACCUCCAGUACCGGACAUCUGCCCCUUCCUGCUUUCUGACAGCUGUCAUUCUCUUCAUCCAGUUGAGCAUGAAUUUUAUGAAGGUAAUGAGUAUCUUUCCAGUCUGCAUGCAGAUGCAGAUAGAACGGAGGACUUUGAGUAUGAGGAAGUUGAACUUUGUCGUGUUAGCAGCCAGGAAAAGCUGGGCUUGACUGUCUGCUACCGCACGGAUGAUGAGGAAGACACAGGAAUCUAUAUCAGUGAGGUUGAUCCAAACAGUAUUGCAGCCAGAGAUGGACGGAUCCGGGAAGGAGACAGGAUUUUACAAAUAAAUGGCCAAGAUGUCCAGAACCGGGAGGAGGCAGUGGCAUUGCUCUCCAGUGACGAAUGCAAGAAAAUUGUGCUGCUGGUAGCAAGACCUGAGAUGCAGCUAGAAGAAGGAUGGCUGGAUGAUGAAAGGAAUGAAUUCAUAGAGGAGUUAAACUUGGAAAUGUUGGAAGAACCGCAUAAAGAAGCAGUGCAACACACAGGCAAUGAAGUGGAGCAGCCAAAAAAACAGGAAGAAGAAGAUGGCACCACAGACACUGCUACCUCAUCAUCCAAUCAUAAUGAGAAAGAUAGUGGAGUGGGCCCCACAGAUGAGAGCCAGCGCAAUGACGAGAGCUCAGAGCAAGAAAAUGUACCAGAGGACCAGAACAAUAUGACCCCACAGAGCCAACAGGAACUCGAACAGAGCCAGGACACUUUGGGAAGCAUCAAACUCCAAUGCAACAAAAGCCUAGUGUCUGGGGAAUACAUUGAGUCUGAUUUUGUUGGUCAUCAGGAUGAGGACUGUGAAAGGUUUCGCCAGUUGCUGGAACUCAAGUGUAAGAUCCGAAAUCAUGGAGAGUAUGACUUGUAUUACUCAAGCAGUACAAUAGAGUGUAACAGAAGGAAAAAAGAUGGGGUUGAGCAUGAAUUGCAGCUGCUUAAUGAGGAACUGAGGAACAUUGAGCUUGAAUGUCAGAACAUCAUGCAGGCUCACCGGCUUCAACAAGUGAAAGAUCAGUAUGGAGACAUUUGGGCACUGCAUGAUGGUACAUUCAGGAAUUAUAACACCAGUAUAGACCUUCAAGGGGGAAAACUGGGUGACAUAAUAGAACACCCAGAGAAAUCUGACAAAGACAGUUCCAGUGCUUACAAUACAGCAGAGAGCUGCAGAAGCACUCCAUUGAAUGUAGAGCGAUCUCCUGAUAGUUCUCUCCAACGGAUGAUUAGCAUCACCAACAGGAAAAACCUCAGGAGUACCAUAGUGGCUAACCAGUUGUCUUCAAGACAGAGUGGCAGGGAGACAGCCCCAAACAAAACCAAAGCUUCUGAACAAAACAGUUCUGUCGAAGAGAAAGAAAUGGUUUCAGAAAGUAGCAAAUCAACUGAACAAGAAAGGCAAAGCCCUGAUCAUAUUCCUUAUUUGUCCCCAUAUCAUAGUUCUUCAUACAGGUACGGGAAUAUACCUGCACACGCUAAGCAUUAUCAAAGCUAUAUGCAGCUGAUACAACAAAAGUCUGCAGUGGAGUAUGCCCAAAGCCAGCUCAGCCUAGUGAAUAUGUGCAAAGAUUCACAGAAGUGUGCAGAACCCAAGAUGGAAUGGAAAGUGAAAAUAAGGAGCGAUGGGACAAGGUAUAUCACAAAAAGACCUGUAAGAGACAGAAUCCUGAAGGAACGUGCCUUAAAGAUUAAAGAGGAGCGCAGUGGGAUGACAACAGAUGAUGAUACGAUGAGUGAAAUGAAGAUGGGUCGUUACUGGAGCAAAGAGGAGCGGAAGCAGCAUCUGGUGCGAGCCAAGGAGCAGAGAAAGCGGCGGGAAUUCAUGAUGCGUAGCAGGUUAGAGUGUCUGAAAGAGAGCCCGCAAAGUGGCAGUGAGGGCAAAAAGGAAAUUAACAUCAUUGAACUCAGUCACAAAAAGAUGAUGAAAAAGAGGAACAAAAAAAUCUUGGACAACUGGAUGACUAUUCAGGAACUUAUGACACAUGGUGCUAAAUCUCCAGAUGACACGCGAGUUCACAAUGCUUUUUUAUCAGUUACUACAGUAUGA